AUGGCUUCCUCCUCCUCUUCCCCCUCCUCCGGAUUCUGCAUCUCCUCCGGGAGAUUCUCCUUCAAGCCGCGGAUCUUCCCCGACACUCUCAAGCUCUGCACGAAGCCCACCUACCCGGGCAGACUGAUCUUCGAAGCGGCGCGCGAGGGUAGCAUCCCCAUCAUGAAGGACCUGGCGCAGCGGUGUAGAAUUGAGGACAGAAGCCUGGAGGUGGUGGAGGAGAUCAAGGUCAAGGACUCUCCGAACGGCCCGAGCCUCGGGGCGCUCCAUGUGGCGGCCUCGAAUGGGAAUCUGGAGAUGUGCGAGUUCCUGAUCGAUGAACUCAACCUCGACGUCAACGCGGCUGCUCAGCAUGGUUUAUCACCUCUAAUAUGUGCAAUAUACGGUACUGCACCUAAAAGAAUUGUGGAGCUUCUACUUGAUCGUGGUGCUGAACCAGACAUACCAAGCACAGAAGGGGUUACUGUGCUCCAUGUUCUUGCAACAAAGAAAGAUCCCUCUGGAAUAGCGGAUUUAUUGUUAUCCAGAGGGGCCAAUGUUGACUCUAUGAGCCCAGAAGGAACACCACUACAUUUUGCGGCUCAGUGUGGAAAUCUGGAAAUGAUGGAAGUGCUGUUGAAGUAUGAGGCAAAUCCUAACAGCGUUGUGCAAUCAUCCUAUGCACCACUUACAAUGGCUCUCUUGGGUUCUUCGUUGAAGUGUGUGGAACUAGUUAUUCAGGCCGGUGCUGAUGUCAAUGCUGCUAAGCCUGUAACUCCAUUAAUAAUAGCUGCAAGAUAUGGCUUAUCUGACUGCAUCAAGUGCUUGUUAAAAUAUUGCGCUGAUCCCAAUAUUGCCGAUGAAAUUGGUAUAAUCCCAGUGGAAAUAGCAGCAAUCCAUGGACGGAAGAAAUGUGUUGAGAUUCUUUUUCCUGCCACAUCCCCUGUAGAUAAAUUUGCAGACUGGAGCAUUGAUGGAAUAAUGCAACAUGUGAAAUCUGGGAGUUCAGAAGGUCAUCCUGAUAAUAUGAUGCAAGCUUAUUUUAAAGCGCAAGGGGAUUAUGCAUUUGAGAGAGAGGAUUAUGUUCAUGCAUCAGCUCAAUACACCUUGGCAAUUGGGGCUGGCCCUGAGGAUCCAAUCUUGUACUCAAAGAGGUGCCUUUGCUACCUUCGUAUGGGUGAGAAAAACAAAGCUUUGGAUGAUGCCAGUACCUGCGAAAGAUUGGGUUGUUUUGUAUCGCGUUACUGCCAUGAGCAAGGAUCAGCUCUAAUACCAAUGGAGGACUAUGGCCAAGCAGGCGAAGCUCUUAUAUCUAGCUUGAAGUUGGAUUCUGAAAGCGACCCGGCUGGUGAAGUAUCUAGGGAGGAGGAUGUGUGAAUAAAGGAUAGUUGCUGCCUGGACAUGUGAAGCC
Molecule: messenger RNA, 1390 nt
Organism: Lolium rigidum
Lineage: Eukaryota; Viridiplantae; Streptophyta; Magnoliopsida; Poales; Poaceae
Product: ankyrin-1-like
Exons: 11
Coding region: 1-1356 (451 amino acids)
Molecular function (GO): protein binding
Source: RefSeq, a predicted model, not a curated record